CGAAUUUUUAUUUACUCUUUAGUCAUUUAAUUGUGAUUUGAAUCUUUUUCCUUUUUAAUUUUGUUCCUUAAUUAACCUUCACUUGUCACUAAAUUAUUGAAGUUACUGUUAACCUUUUACUUUCUGUGAUCUACAACCGGUUUAAUCGAUUGUAAAUUUUGUUCUCAAAUAAAAUGGUUAAACCAAGUCCCAAAAAGGUUGCUGGUAAAAAGGCCGUUGCAAGUCAACCUCGUAUGGCGGCAAAUGGGUAUCGUUUACCUGAUCCUUUGCCCAAGGGUGAAAUACUAAUUGACAAUACAAAGAGAAGCUGGAUCCUUGGUGAGAGUAUAGGAGUUGGUGGAUUCGGUGAGAUUUAUCUCGCUAAAUCAGCUUCUAAAGAUAAUGCUGACUAUGAGUAUGUUAUCAAGGUUGACCAUAAUAAUGGACCUUUGUUCAAUGAGAUGCAUUUCUAUUACCGUGUUGCCAAAUCUGAAUUUAUCAAAGAUUGGGUUCAAAAGAAAGGUUUAACAUUCCUUGGAAUGCCUCGAUUCGUGGCUUCAGGUUUACAUGAUAAACAAUCGAAUGGUGCUGGUGCACCGAAAGGCCGUGGAAUCAAGAAACCACAGCCAUCGUUAAAAUAUCGUUUCCUGGUUAUGCCUCGAUUUGGUACUGAUUUACAAAAGAUGUUAGAUGUUCACAAACAGUUUUCUUUGAAAGCAGCUUACUCAAUUGCUAUCAAGAUAAUUGAUAUUCUAGAAUUUAUUCAUUCUUUUGGUUACAUUCAUUCCGAUAUUAAAGCUUCAAAUCUACUUUUGUCUCUCCAAGAAGAGCAGCGUAAGGUAAAGGGUAAAAAUUCUGGUAUUUUUUCAGAGGUUUACCUGGUUGACUUUGGAUUAGUCGAAAGAUAUGUUUUCAAAGAUGAUGGUGUUCAUAAGAAAUUUGAAGAAGAUGCUCGAAGAGCUAAUAAUGGAACUGCUGAAUUCAGUUCAAGAGAUGCACAUAUUGGUUGCUUUUCUCGUCGAAGUGAUAUUGAAAUACUCUGUUAUAAUAUACUUUCCUGGAUGUCUGGUGGUAGAUUACCCUGGAUGUUUAAUUUGAAAGAUAGUGCGUAUGUUAAACAGUGUAAAAACUAUUACAUGGAAAGAACAACAGAAUUACUUAACUAUUGCUUCCCACCCUCAUCAUCUUCACCUCCUCCUGUUGCUGUUUUAUCCAAAAAGUCUGAGACCAACACUAAUGCCAAGGUUGUUGAUCGUACUAAACCAUCUCCUUCAAUUCCUCCUGGAAUUGCCGAGUUUAUUAAAUAUACAAUCAACUUGAAAUUUGAAGAAGAACCUGAUUAUGGUUAUCUUAAAUCGGUUUUAGAAAAGGCGAUUGUCAAAUCGGGAGAAAAAUCUGAUGGUAAAUUUUCUUUCGUCCAAUCGAACACAAUUUCACCACCAACAAGAACAUCAAGAACACCAAGAACACCAAGAACAUCCAGAACAUCCAGAUCAUCUUCAUCUUCAUCCUCAUUGUCUCCAAUUAAAUCACCCAAAUCGUUACCACCUAAAACGAGAUCACCAAAUGGAACCGCCGCAAAAAGAGCUGCAGCACCAAGUCCAAGUCCAGUACUUCGUAGCAGAAGACGCAUUUAAUUUGGAAUCAGAGUGAUCAAAAUAAUCAAUGGAAAUGAAAAAAAUCCAUCAUUUCUAAUUCAAUUCAUCAUCUGUCAUCUUUCAUAUUGUUUAAUCACAUCUCAAUUAUACAAGCUAAUGAAUGACAAAUGGGCCUCAUAAAAAUAACUAAUCGUCUUCAAGAAAUGAUAAUGGUCGACGAUGGACUCAAAAAAAAGCGAAACCAAAAUCCAAAGGUUUCAAAAAGCUCAAAGUAUUUUGAAAGAAUCAGGAUAAAAUUACUAACAUAGCAAAAUGGAUCAUUUAACAUUAUCAUUAUUGAAGAAAAGUGAAAAAUAUUAUUUCUUACUUGGACCUGUUAUUAAAUUUGCCCAUUCUUUUACACCAAUUUAUCUUCCUUAUUUUGAGAAUCACCAUCGACUUAUCGCUAAUUAGCGUUAUAAAGAAAUAAAAAUUAGCUUGUGAAUAAAUCGAGCGAAAUUGUCAAGCUAAGAAAAAUUAA
Panonychus citri (citrus red mite) is the source of this 2097-nucleotide messenger RNA. RefSeq names its product serine/threonine-protein kinase VRK1-like. The coding region runs from base 174 to 1616 and encodes 480 amino acids. Gene Ontology annotation, molecular function: protein serine/threonine kinase activity; ATP binding. NCBI's taxonomy places the organism in Eukaryota, Metazoa, Arthropoda, Arachnida, Trombidiformes, Tetranychidae. The record is from RefSeq and is a predicted model, not a curated record. The transcript has 2 exons. Gene Ontology annotation, cellular component: cytoplasm; nucleus. Gene Ontology annotation, biological process: signal transduction; peptidyl-serine phosphorylation.